Molecule: messenger RNA, 3958 nt
Organism: Ciona intestinalis (vase tunicate)
Lineage: Eukaryota; Metazoa; Chordata; Ascidiacea; Phlebobranchia; Cionidae
Source: RefSeq, a predicted model, not a curated record
UAAAAUCCCAAAUUUAGAAAAUGCGAGUUUUUGUGAUAGCGAUUGCAUUGUUGUGCGCUGCAGUGGCGACCGAUGCACAGCAGAGAAGAAGAAAGGUUUAUUAUCUCGCAAUAAACGAGAUAAUUUGGGACUACGCUCCUUCAGGGUUGAAUCAAGUCACUGGAAACCGACUUGAAGAUGAGAAAAUUGCUCGCAUAUACAGCAAUAUGUACAUUGGCAAACGAUACAAGAAAGCUGUGUUUCGAGCCUACACUGACUCGACGUUCAGUGAGGCGUUACCUCAUGACCCCAAUCUCGGAUUCAUGGGACCUACUAUUCGGGCCGAGACUCGCGAUGUAAUUAAGAUACAUCUCUUCAACAACGCAAGUCGUCCUUUCUCCAUACAUCCACAUGGUGUGUUCUAUACGAAAGCAAACGAAGGUGCUUUGUAUGCUGACAACACAACUGAUAAAGCAGACGAUGGCGUACCACCCGGAGAACAAUAUGAAUACACAUGGGACGUCCUCGACGACUACGGUCCUACAAAUGACGAUGCUAAUUGCUUGACUUGGGCAUACCAUUCCCAUAACCAUUCUCCCGUUGACAUCUACUCUGGAUUGAUCGGAGCUCUCAUUGUUUGCAAGCCUGGAACGUAUCGUGAUGAUGAAACAAGGACAGACGUUGAUCAUGAGUUUGUUGCAAUGUUCUUUAUACCAUUUGAGAUCGAAACUUGGUAUUUUCGUGAUAAUCUUAAGACUUUGGAAAACUGGGAAGAAGUUGAUAUCACAGAGAAAUAUUUUGUCAAAGGAAACAAGAUGCAUGUUGUGAAUGGCUACAUCUAUGGUAACACACCAGGAUAUAAUGUAUGUCAGGGAGACACCAUUAGUUGGCAUAUAUUAGGGAUGGGCUCCAACAGGGAUUUGCAUCCAAUUCAGUUCCAAGGACAAACUUUAUUGCGCAACCACCACCGAUCCGACACCUUCAUAUUCAUACCGGCCACAUUCUCCACUUUGUUAAUGAGAGCUGACAACCCAGGAAGGUGGUGGAUCGCAUGCAAGUUGUACAGUCAUUUCACCGAGGGAAUGACAGCUCUUCUCAAUGUUGAUCCUCAGUGCAGAGAUGAAAGAGAAGAAGAUCCCAACUUAUCUCUUACUGGCAUCACAAGGGACUUCUUUAUAAGAGCAGAAGAAGAGCUUUGGGAUUACGGACCUUCAGGAAUUAAUCGAAUCACAAAUCAAUCACUAGAUGCCGAUGGAGAAGAUUCCGCUGCAUUUUUUGAGCGUGGGCCCGAACGAAUUGGAGGAGUUUAUAAGAAAGCAAUUUACCAAGGUUACACUAAUGCCUUUUUUAACGUUUCCACCACUCACCCCCCAGACAUGGGUUUACUGGGUCCUGUCAUUGCCGCCGAAGUUGGAGAUACUAUAAGAAUAACAUUCGCAAACUCUGCAAGACAUAGUUUGAAUAUGGAGCCUCAUGGAGUUUUCUUCACUGAAGCCAACCCUGUAGAACCAGGUCAACAACAUGUAUUUACAUGGACGUUACCAGACAGCACUUCACCUGAACCAGAAGAUCCUAACUGCCUUACGUAUCUCUACACAUCUACUGUUGAUUAUAUUGCAGAUUCAAACUCAGGACUGAUUGGCCCACUGCUAGUUUGCAAAAGAGGAACUCUGGAAUCUGAAAUGCAAAAACGUCACAAGUACCUUAUGUUGACUGUAUUCGAUGAAAGCAAGAGUUUAUAUUUUAAAGAAAAUAUUCGUAGUUUUCUCACUAAUUAUGAGGAAGUUAAUCUAAAAGAUGAUGAUUUUGAGGAAUCCAAUCUCAUGCAUUCCAUCAAUGGUAGAAUGUAUGGCAACCUAGAUGGUAUGGAUAUUUGUGUGGAUGAACAAACUGUGUUUCAUAUGAUGGCUAUCGGAACAAAAACAGAUCUGCAUUCAGUAAAACUUGAUGGAGUCAACACUAAAAUAAAUGGAGUGAAUACCGGUGCAGUUGACCUGUUUCCACACAUUUCCAAAACUGUUCUCGUACAAGGGGAAUUACCUGGCACUGGCAUGUUGUUCUGCAGAGUGAAUGAUCAUUUAGCCGGGGGUAUGAUGACAUCAUACACAGCAAGUUACUGCAACAACCAAAACAUCAAUAACAACCACGCCGAAUCUACAACUGUGAAAACUUACUACAUAGCAGCUGAGGAAACAUUUUGGGAUUACAACGCAAGAAGAUUAAAUAUAGAUGACGAACCUGUUGAUAUUCCUGGUAACCAUGGAUACGAACACGCCCACCCUAUUCCUGGUGUUCUGAUUGGCUCAAUGUACAAGAAAGUAGUGUACAAGGAAUACACCAAUUCAAGUUUCAUUCAAACUCUUCCAAAGCCUGAGCAUCUUGGGAUCCUUGGACCUGUUAUUAAGGGGGUGGUUGGGGACACAAUACGGAUUGUGUUCCGCAAUAAAGCAAGUCGAACAUACAACAUGUAUCCUUGGGGAGCAAUUGAUCCAUCAAGUUAUCAAGGUUCUGUAGGAAAUGCUGCACCUGGAGAAACUGUGGAAUACACAUGGGUGAUUCCAGAUUCUGCUAGUCCAACCAACUCCCAACCCAGCUGUCAAUCAUCCAUCUAUAUUUCUACUGUUGAUAAAGUGAACGAUGUAAAUGAUGGAUUGAUGGGCCCGCUGCUUAUAUGUGCUAGAGGAGCUGAAGAACCAGAUGCAGAAUUCUUCCUUCAAUUCGCGAUCAUUGAUGAGAAUGCGAGUCACUUACUGGAUGACAACAUUCGUCAUUUCUUGCACACUGAUCCUGAGACCUUCGAUAAAUCUGAUGGGACUUUUGAGGAAAGCAACAAAAUGAAAGGGAUCAAUGGAUAUCUCUCUCAUGUUCCAGGGUUGGUUAUGAAAAAAGGGGAUCUUGUUCGUUGGCAUCUUAUUGGUUGGGGAAGCGAGAAGGAUUAUCAUUCAGUUCAUUUUCAUGGCAACACUUAUGUUCAUAUAUCCGAGGGUUCUCACCGUGGUGAUACGUUUGAUCUUUUCCCGGGAUUUCUUGGCACAGUUGACAUGAGAGCGAUUGCAGUUGGUGAAUGGCUGCUACAUUGUCAUGUGUUUGAUCAUAUGCAUGGAGGGAUGGAAACUACUUACACAGUUUCAGAACCUGCACAGAAUGAAACUAGAGUAUGCAGGGUGGAAGCGUCCAAAAACCGCCUGUUUUUCCGCUGCAAUAACCUUGCUAUUUCUACCAUACGUGACAUCAUGCCCCACCCAUGGCGUAUUGCUGUUCGGUUCCCGAGUGGCGUCGUUGUCCGAUUGCCAAGUAGUGCUGUCACACACCUUGACCUAAGCGGCAACCGGAUAGCAAUGCAUGUCGCUCGUCAAAUUCUCCGACAGUUUCGUAAUCUCAUAUCAGUGAACUUUAACGACAACAUCAUCAACUUUGUUCCAUCCAACUUUAUAGCUCGUAACCACAAGUUACAGUCCCUAUCAAUACGUAAUAACAGGGGCUUUCGUAAAGCAAAACCUUUAAAGCUUGGCCGUCGCAGGCGCCAUUCAAAAUCGAAACCACGGUUGAUAAUAGAUUUUUCCGGAAAUUCACUUCUUCAGCCAAGGUGCCUAAAUAACAGACUAAGCUGGGGCCAACUAAAAAGAUGCUUUUUGUCUGAAAGACUAUCAUGAUAAACUUUUUGCUGUUGCGGAAAUAUUUUGAUCACACACUUUUGUUACAGGGGUUUAAAUAUAGUAGGUUGGGGUAAGAUGGUUACUGUUUUCAUUCUCCUCUCUCUUUAUUUGGAAUAGUGCAAGCAAUAUUAACUAAAUUAUGUAAAAGUGUCCCCACGACUCUAAAAGCGUGUUGUUAGUUUGUUUGUUAACACGAUUGUAAAAUAAGCCAUUAUAUGCUGUAGCCAUAGCUAUGUGUAAUUAAACUGUAUCUGAAAUUAAAAUUAAUACCGACUGACUAAAGAUUACAAAUGUGAAAUAAAAAUAACCCUUGCUGUUUAUCC